AUGUGUGACAUACUCAAAGCUAAAGGUGGUCCAACGAAAUAUUAGUGUCUGACUUUUUUUGUGGACAAGCAGUGUAUUUGACACAUGAAGCAACAUUGUUGUACUGAUAUCUGUCAGAGGAGCUAUCUUUUUUAUGUUGUUUUUAAAUUAGAAAAGUUUCAUUAGGCCAGUCAUGUUUCCUCCAUUACCUGCUGCCGCUAUUGCUCACAGUGAGCUGUAGUGUUGUUUCUGCAUUGGGCAGGACACAUGGAGGUAAAGCAUGAGGCAGGCUGUUUGAACCUGAGGAAAUAUGCUGUAUUUUAGGACCAGCAGUGUGAGUGAGCUCCUGCUCUUCUUGUUCUCUGUGUAAAUGUUUUGUGUGAGACCGAAGUGCUGGUCUGUGUACCUUAUACAUGCAUGUGACUGUUAGCACAAUUCUAGUGAAGCAUAAAGACCACCAGUCAUGUUAUACUUCAGUUUUGAUAUUAAUUAUAACUGAUGAUUUGGAAAAAGAACAUUGUGUUGAAUCGCCUCCGAGAUAUUAUUGCUUACAUAUACAGAAUAAUUAUGCUGCAGCCAUGUACAACGUAUCAUAAGAUGUUUACUUCUGUGGCAAAAAUCAAUAGAGAUCUGUAUUCCACAUUCAGCACUGAGUUGUCUCCCAGUCACAGACUUUUGUUCUGCAGUGCUCUCGUAUAGCCAGUGGCAACCAACACCCACUUUGUUUCAGCACAGCCAUAAAAACAGCCUUUUGAUCAUCACAAGUAACGAGUGGUUUCUCUUUGAGAUGCUGGUGUGAACUGAUUGGCCUCAUUAUUGAAUUAAAGCAAAUGUUCUGCAGGUUUGAGGAGGAUGCUAGUUGAACAUUAAGUGUGCGAUAAUGACAGCCUGCUACAGUGCGCUUGAGGGAAACUUUCUUUUCUUUCCACAUUGUGCCGCUGUUAGUAACUUUAAGAAACAUGCUAUAUAUGAAUCUAUUUGGCUAAGCUUUAACUAGAAAGUUUACUGACCAUUUCAUGACACUUUAAAUAUGAUUAGGUGGAGAUGUGUUCCACAUGUGGGCUUGUUAUGAUGAAUUAAAAUGUUUUGUCUUCUCUCACUGUCAUAUAGUUUUUACAUAUUAGCAUGAUGGAGGUCUGUACUUACUGUGUCUGUACUGUGACGUACAGUAACUGCUAAGCAAUUUGAAAUGCCGUGUUAGCCACCCAAGCAUUUUAAUGCAUGACCAAAAAACAUUUGUAUUGCAGCUUUACCAAAUAGUAAUUGAAACCAAAGAAACCAAAAUGACUUUCUACAGCUGACUUGAUUUUCUCCCAUGGCUGGGAAUGCAUUAUGUUAUUAUCUUAACUUCGUCUUGGUCAGAGACCAAAGGAUCGCCGAGCUGUCCACAUUGCCUUCUUUCGUGUAGGCCUAAUUGCUGCCUGAGUUAAUAUCUGACUGUCUCACACAUCCGUUCCUUCUGUGGUUGAAGUACAGUUUGAAGCGUGACUCCCUGGGGAAGUUUACCAUAGGGAUUCAAUGAAUGUUCAUAUAAAUGUCAUCACACAGUUUUUCAUCACCUUGAUACUGAGUUGUCAGCUAUGACUCCCAAACUUUGAAAUACUGGAGUCACCAGAGGUUACGCGUAGGCUAAUUGCAAAAAUGAGGUUAGAGAGUUUAACGAUUUCCACAGUGCUGCAUUAUCUGAACUGCAAGUCACACAAAAAGUCUCUAACGUGGGAAUGAUCUGUGUUUGGUUAUCAACCUCUACCCCCCAUUUUUACUCACUUCCUCUGUUCCUGUUUCACUGCAAUUUCUUCAGAAUUGAAGGUUUUGCUAGAAGGUGGCAGAUGCAGUGAAUUAUAAAGUUCCGCUCUGCUGGGCUUCUCAAACAAUCAUGGUUAGAACUUGCUCCUCUCAUACCUGUCACACAGUGAUGAUGCUAAUAGUUGGGCUGAAUCACUGCUGAAGAAAUCUUGCAAUCACUGGGAACAUUUUGGCAAAUGUCUGCAGAAAUUGUGUUCAUGUGUGUUACAUUUAGGGUUAGUGAGAGGCCUCAUUGUCUUACCAAGUGAUUCAGCCUGAUUUGACCCUCCAUUUUUGAUGCUUUACAUAGUUUUAAAACCCCUCCAUUAUAUUUUAUCCAAGCUUACCUUAACUUAACUUGGACACCCUGCAAGCUGAUCUCCGCUAGGAUCCAAUCUGCUAUCUUAACUUUCAUGAAGUCUUACAGUAUUAGGAGUUAGCCAACACCACAUGACUGGGAAGACAGAAGUGUAGAAAAAGAAGCAAAGCACCACGUGAAUACAGAAAAAAAACUUAACAUAGAUUACCUAGGGUACCAGUCAGUGGAUAGAAAGGGAAAUCUAUGCAUUUCUGUUUCUCCUCAGACCAAGUGACAGCCGGUCAGCUGUCCCAACAUGAGUGACACCUGCCUGUUGAUUGACACCUGGUACCAAUGACUCCAGACAGUUGUGCCACUUGUUCAGGCAUCCUCACAAUGGCAGUGUGCAGCUUUUUCUGUUUUCCUUGUCUUUCGUUUACCUUUCAAUUAUUUUUAUGGUGUUUGGAAGUCAUAAAGACGGAUGGGUGUGGCCGGCUGCGAACCCAGUUGCUGCUGUCUGGUUGUGCGUCUUUUAAAACAUAGGUCAUAGUUUUUUUAGUGCGUUGGUUUCAUCUAAAGCAUUUAGACUCGACUAACAAGAUUAAGAUCUUACAGAUUUGUGCAGAUGCAUCCCUCAGUUUCUCAUUGAAAACAAAGAAAACAGCAACAUUUUCUUGCCAAUUUCUGGACCGCUAAGUCGGUAAUUGCCUGUUAGACUCUCACUGACAGACAUCGAAGUGCCAACAAAUUACAAAUUACAGCUGAGAAGUCUUUUAUGAAGUGCAUCUUUUUUCUUUAAUUUUGCUAUUCAAAGUGUUUUGUCUUUUGAUCUAACCUUACUGUCAAAUUUAGUAGUUUGUUUUUAAACUGCAAAAUCCUACCUCAGUACACAGUUUUGUCACAAUUGGAUUAAAACCAAAUUUGAGGGUUCACUGUCAGAAAUUCUCCCUGAGAGCUUUAUAUUGUUAUGCUUGUGUUUUUAUUGUGCUGGAGGCAUUGUGUUGGUCUCAUUCUCAUGUAUGUGAAUUUCUCUUGAAUGCCUCGAAGAAUUUUCUUUAAAUUUGGCACAAAUGUUCACAUGGACUCAUCGACAAAUUAAUGACAAUUGGAUGGUCAAAGGUCACUGUGACCUCUCAAAACUGCUUUUUGGCCAUAACUCAAGAAUUCACACAUUAUUCCCACAAAUAUCUAAAGAGGAAUAACACAAUGAAGUGAUGACAUUGUGAUGGAUGGCCUUCACUAUGCAUUAUUUAAUGCUACAAAUCUGGAACAAAGCGUGAAACUAGAUCACAUUUUACAUUUGGUCAGAUGCUGAAAUGGUGACACUAGUCUUGGAUCCUCACCUAUAAAAAUAUAUAUAUAAUAAGCCUCUGGGCGGGCAUUAAAACUGACUGAUUGGUGGAAGCAUACAACUGCAAGGUGGUAAUUGUUUUUUUUAUGUUUUUGGUCUUCUGAAUAUCAAUAAGUAGCUGCAUUAAAAAACAUUUUAUUAAUGAUCCUCUAGGCAUAUUUGAACAUCUAAAGUUACUCUAUUUUGAAUAAUACUUGCUAUUUGAUAUGCUUUUUUCUAUUAAAAAAAAAAAUCCCAUCUUGUUAGAAAUUCUCAAAGUCACAUCACCGCACCUCUCUAAGUGGAAAAUCCAGAAUUGGUGAAUAUUAAUUUCUCAUUUUAAAAUUGUAACUACUUGACACAGUAUGUUUCCAGCAUCACUUAAAUGUUAUUAUAAUGCAAUACAUGUGGGUUGCAGGUGUCUGGUUUCCCUCUUUGUGCUUUCUAAGUUGUCUUAUGAAUGAGGAAAGGGUUCUAAACUGUGAUGUCACAAAUCCUCCUCAUUUCAACUCAGAUUUGAUUUGAAUGUAGAGAAACUUUCCACUUUCAGCAGAUGGACUCACAGUGUUUUAGUGCCGCUCUCUGAAUAUAUUCUGCAUAGUGAAAGUCAAACAUCCAAGAUAAGAAAUAUUUGCCAAAGCUUGCUUUUCUCUUCAGACAGUGUCACAAGUUCUUGUCAAAGAAAAAAGACACAUUUUGGUCUGAUGAAAUUUGAUUAAAAUCAGUUCCUGUGCUGUUGCUUACCUUUGUUUUCCUCUCACUUAAGCUAAAGGGAUCAGCUUCGGUGGUCUGGGCCUCCUCACUUGACUCCAAAGGAUCAAGGUUCAUGUCUGUCCAGAGGCAACUUCAUUUUCCCACAUUUUCCGCUCUAAACAGGGGUUCACUCACAACAACACACACACUACAAGCCUGUUUCCCUGUGUCUUGGGAAAUCACAGCGCAUUUGCUUUUUUCCUCUUUCUACAUCACAGGUUUGGCUUUUGUUUGACUCUUUAAUUGUACAACUUGUUUUACACAUUCAUAAAUUUAUUUUUUCCCAGCAGUGCUCAUAAGAAUAAUUGUGUUUAUUCAUACAGAAGCUAACUAAUUAUGCGAGUAAUUGCUUAUUUAAUUGAUUUUCUCCACUUGACAUGUGCUUGUAGGGAGGACUGGGAGGACUGAGGUACAUAUAUGUAGUUAGUUAAAUAUAUUAAAUGGGUACAUCUAUGAGCUUUAAAAUUUCUGCAAUUUCUACAGGAGAGCUCCCCUUAGGUUGGAGAAAUUUAGUGCCCCUUUUAUGCAGUCUGAGGUGGCAUGGGGCCGGAGGUAGACCACCUUUAUAGGUCAUGUGAUAUGUGGGUCAUCGUGGGGCCCACACAGCGGAUCACCAGGAUCAAACGCUCUCUGACUCGCUCCUUGACUCAUUGAUUUAUUGGCACUGAAAGGCAACAGGACUUCCACGAUUCCACAUGCAAAAGGGACUUUUUACGCAGCACGAAGUGACUUGCAACUUUUAACUUAACGAUGACUCAGUUUAGAACUUUGAGCAGUAAAGUGAUUAAAUGAUUCCUAUAACUAAGACGCUGAGUGGUCGUUAAUUAUUGAGGUCAAGUGGCAAAUUCCACCCAGAAUCAGGUCAGUUUGAGCUCUGUAAGAAGUUGAAGUUUUGAAACCCGUUUACUUGAACUAUGUCAUCAGACGACAAUCUGUCUUUGUCUAUUACCGACUGACAUUUCUUCUUUCAAACUGCUAAUUUUCAGAUUUUGUCAGUUUUUACUGUCUUUUAGUACACAUACAAUGCCACACUUAGUGUCAGGUUCUGCAUGGAGAAAUGAGUUCAGAUUUACAGCUUGUUACCUCCAGCCUUCCCUUGCCUCCUCUCUUUCUCAGAGUCUGGCUGUCCAGACCGGUCCAGCCUUGCAGGGGAAAGAUGUAUUGUGGGUAACGGUUGUUGUGCCUGGAGAUGAUUACAAUGCACCUUGGUAGGAAAAGACACCUACGACUUUUUACAAGGGCCCUCAGGCCUCAGGGGCAGCCUUUUCUUCCAGAGGCUUUUCACCUCUGCUCUGCCUCUCACCUGAUUUCUAACAAUUAGUCUACAGAGUCAGACAACAGGCGUUAAUGUCGAUUUCAAGUCACACGCAGGAACUCAUACAAUGUCUUUCAGAUGCUCUCAUUUAGAAACCAAAGAUAUGUUGCAAGUUAAAUUUUCUGUGCAGUUUUGAUGUAAAAUCGCUCUUUAAUGUCUAUUUGUAAAACAAAAUGACGAUUUAAAUUGCACAUAUCUCUGGUCUUAAUCAUACAGAGUUCUCUUUCUUUCUAGAUUAGUAAAGUUUCCUUGUCUCAGACGAUUCCUCAUGCACAACACUGGGGAUUUUCACAAGGAACGGAUUCCGAAGUAUUUCAUCCAGGGACAAGCUGUUACUGUUAAGAGAAAAAUAAAUGAGCAUGUUUACAAAGCAAAAAUCUGAUUUUAAGCAUCCAUAAAAAAAAUUGAUUAAUUGGAGAUGACACACUGGGAACAUAGACUUUCUUUUCAGUUUAAUAAGCAACAUCAGACACAUUCACAUUAUUCACUGCUGUCAAGACCAACUUCCAAAUGCAGGCACACAACUCACUCUGCUGAGCCCUCCUACCUGUCCAGCAGCAGCCAAUCAGAGGCAUUUAUUAGGCAAGAGUUGAUAAACUGUGGUCCAUCCUCUCCCCCGUGUGGAAAAAUCAAGCACGGGGUUCCAGUUAACCACUACUUACUGUUCAAUCAGGCAGUCGUGCAUGCUGCACAGAGAUAACCCAUUUCUGUUUCAGCUAAUCUGUUCUGCUGAUGAACGCUUAGUUUCUCCUUGACAAAUACUACAAACUCUGUUGUUAAACUUGGUGUCAAGAAUAACAAACACCAUUACUGCAAACUUGGUGUUAUUUGUGUGCGCAUGAGAAAUCUUCUCAUGAGAGAUGAGACUGUUUGAAGUGUCUAAAGUGGUUGGAGGAGAUGGAUGGGAAAACUCCCUCACUAUAUUGACAGAAAUGUGUUGUUGGAACAAACAGUAUGUUGUGACUCAAUUUCAACCAGAGACAUGUCUGCACCACCCUGUUUCCAUUGCGCACACUUGGAUAUGACUGGUGCGCUCUCCACAUGGCAUCAGUGUGAGACCCUCAUUAAAGAUAGAUGUGAUUAAAAAAAAUAGAUAUCACACUUAUAAAAUGGUUGAAAAUGUGAUAUUUUUUAUUUGAUUUGUGAUUACCUUUAUAUAUUAGCGUUUCGGAGUCAGAUGCGCCCACUCCAUUGAAUUCCAGAUGCGUUACCUGCUGAAAGCUCUGCGUGGUGUCGGAACAGUGAUCGGAUGAGGACGCACCUCUUGGGCACAUGGUCAAAUUAAGUUUUUUCCCCUCCUCCACAAGGUGUCUCAUUCACUUUUUAGAUGGGCCCCUCCUCUCCAACACUGACGAAAUAACAACGUGAGUUAGGCAAAAUUGAACUUGUUCCUUGCCAGCACUUCACGGUUUCUGUCGCCCUGUUCAGAACCAGGAUCAUCCCGCAGUGGGACCCUGCAGCUGUGGGGCAUCAAGGAGAGGAGAAGAGCACACCGGGAAGAGACGUGCUGAUGCGCCAAUUUGGAGUGGACCUACUGAGGCACUUUUUACGCACGCAUGUUACGCACUGGAACUAACUCGAUUUAAGGACAUACAUCGAUAUUUGUGCAUUUUAUGGAAUAAAAUGCACACAAACAUGAUACUAAAUAUAAAGCAUAUCCUGUGGUUAUAUUGUCUCUGUGAAGCUGCAACCGAAACAGCCUCCAACACGUUAUCAAUAAUCAGACCGGUCACUGGGUCCCUCUCAGGGAAGGUAAACCUUCCCUGCUUCUUCUCCACAAUCCCAACCUCAGCACCUGUCAUCAGUCCCAAUGGAACAGCCAUUUAUAGCACCGACUACCUGCGGAUCAAAUGGACCAAAAUAGAGGGGGAGGUAGAAUCCACAGUGCUGGUGGCACAAAAUGGGGUCAUCAAGAUCGGCUCAAGCUACAGGAACCGUGUAUCAGUGCCCAGUCACCCUGAGGAUGUCGGUGAUGCCUCACUGACAAUGGUCAAGCUACGAGCCAGUGAUGCGGGCACAUAUCGUUGUGAGGUCAUGUAUGGCAUAGAAGACACCCAAGAUACAGUGAACCUCGAUGUCAGCGGUGUUGUGUUUCACUACCGAGCUAGCACCAGCAGGUACACUUUGGGUUACCAGAAGGCUGUCCAAACCUGUCAAGAUGUCGGAGCAACCAUUGCUACUUAUGACCAGCUGAAAGCAGCCUAUGAAGAUGGGUUUGAUCAAUGUGAUGCCGGUUGGAUUGCUGACCAGACAGUGAGAUAUCCCAUUAUAAAACCUAGAAAGGGCUGCUAUGGCAACCUUCUUGCCAAACCUGGUGUGAGGUCAUAUGGAACCAGGAAACCCACGGAGACCUAUGAUGUAUACUGUUAUGUAGACAAGCUUGAUGGUGAAGUCUUCUAUGCUCCUGUGACCCGGAAGAUGACUUUUGAAGAGGCCCGUGAAGAAUGUAAAAAGAGGAAUGCUGUCUUGGCAAGCCCUGGCCAGCUCCAUGCUGCUUGGCGACAAGGGCUGGACAGAUGUGACUAUGGCUGGCUCUCCGAUGGCAGCGCACGGCAUCCUGUUGCAGUACCCAGGAUCAAAUGUGGGGGUGGCCUGCUUGGUGUCAGGACCAUGUAUCGCUACAGAAACCAGACCGGCUUCCCAGAACCAACAAGGAAGCUUGGGGCGUACUGUUUUAAAGGAAGGACAUGGGUGAUCAACCAGACUUCCUUUGUGGAUGUGUCCGUGGCAGCAAUCACCACCAGCACAACCAGUCCCACUACCAUCCCUUUGCUUGAAACCACCACCAACAUACUAACUACAACAUCUGACACAGUAUCACAUCCAGAAGAAUCUCCAGACUCUCCAGCUACGAAUCCUCCAUCCUACCCUAUGUUCUCCACCAGCAUGGCUCCACCUCAUCCUACUCCAGGAGGCCAAGAAGAAGAGUUAAUCACAACAGUUGCACCCACUAUCAAAGAGGAACAUGAGGACACAGAAGUUACAACUGCAAAAGACUUUGACAUUAAUGACUUUGUAAAUCAGAGUAUAAACUUUGAGGAAAUUGUUCCACAUCGUGGUGACACAAUCUCAAAGCCCACAACGGACAGUACUGAUAGCACAGUGUCCAUCGACACAGAUGAUCACUCAGUGAUUGAGAUCAGUACAAUACAACCUGAUGUCCCCAUACCAGAUGACUCUCUCAGCACAGAGCCCAUGUUUGCUGAAGGGAAGACAGAGGAAACUAUUGUGGAUUCAGGGAUCACCACAGCAAUGACCUCUGAUCUUACUGACAGUCCAACAGAAUCAACAGAACCGACCCAUGAGGAAGACCUCAGCUCCUCAGAGUCACCUUCAUCAACAUCAAACAUUGAGCUUCAGUCAACACCUUUCCCAGACUAUUAUGAUGAGAUUGAGACUGAUUUUGCAUUACACGCUCUGCCGCCUGUUCAGCCACCUGAACAAGACCUCUCAUCCAGCCCAUCACACAGCACAGGCAUGGUUGAUAUAACUGAUCAAACAACGAUCCCCACAACUGUUCUCACUGAUACCACCUUUAUGUGUGACACCCAACCUGGUAGUGAGGUGGCGAUAACCACUACAGGACCACCAGAGACCACCAGCACUGCAACACAAACUACACCUCAAACACAGGAUGCACAGACACUGGUCACAUCUGCAGCCGCAACAUCUACUGUUGCUCUGAUUGAUAGUGAAACCUCAGUUGAAGAUGAGGCAUCGUUAACAACUGUUCGUAUCUUUGAUGAGUCCACCACUCAGAUGCCAGAACACAGCGGUGACACCCUCACUGAAUCUGACACAGUAACAGAGAUUGGCACAGAGUUCUUCACAUCCACUCCAGUGGCUUCAACCGUGUCCAGCACAAUCACUUCUCCAGUUGCAGUGGUCACUGAUGAGCAGUCCAUCCAAAUGCAAAACAUAUCAGUUGAUCAGGCUCUACAGCCACAAGAUUCUCAGUCUCCUGCAAUACCAGUUGUGCCUGACCACCCCACCCUAUCCAUAGCCGAUGGUGAGCCGAUCCUUCAGAGUGGAGACCCUGACGCUUUCCCCGCUGCCACUGUAACUAUCACUCCAACUGUCAGCUUUAUAAAUGGUAAACAGGAGAUCACCCUGGAGCCACGGAGCCCCGAAGUUAAAGAAGCUAAAGGUACUGAGAUUAUGACAAAUGCGACAACUCUAGGAGCUAGUGAUGAAAUAACUACAGUGUUCGAUUAUAGUUGGACCGAUGCCCCUGGUGACACCUCCACUGAAUCUACAGAGGAACCCACAGCAACACUGACAACCUCUACAGAGAUCCCAGAUGUUGAUGAAUAUGACUCCAAUAUAAUCCCAAUAGUGGAGUCAACGCCUCCUCACAUUGAGGAUGAGCUGACCACAAAAGGCCAAGCAGAAACAAACAUAACUUCAGCUCCAGCCUCAACAGUGGCGGACGAGGCUUCAUCAAAUAUUACACAGAAACCUGAAUUUUCCCCAGCUGCCACAGAUACCACUGACUUUGUUCCAACAGUAAUUCCAGCUGGGACAGAGAUCACCAAAGGAACUGAGGAAACCCAAACAACAAAGCCUCAUACGGAUAGCUCUGUCAGCACUACAUCUGUACGAGAAGAGGUGGGCGUGUCGGGGUCUACUCCCACGUAUGUGAAAAGUGACUCAGAUGUAACUCUGAGUGAGAAACCUGAAGAUGAAUCCCCUGUUACCUCUGCAACUGAACUUUACUCAAUGAGAGAUAAAGCUGAAACCACAGCGGAAACAAAAAGCACAUCUGCCACUCCAGCUGCUGAAGACAGCACUCAGUCUGCUUUACAGACUGUGUAUACUCCCUCAUCUGAUGACGCUGAUGGGAAAACACCAACAUCAACUAGUGACUCACAGGGCCCCACUCAAGAUGUAAAGGGAGGGACAGAGAUCCAAACCCCAAAAGAAUUUGCCUUCAGCACGACUCCUUCAGUAUUUAGUGGUUCAGGAUCUCCUGAACAGAUAGCCAAGACUGAGACAACACCAGCUGUAGAUAUAGGCAGCACUGAAUCAUCAGCAUCUGCAGCAACUGCUCAUGCUGAAACUUCAGAGAGUAGACUCACAAGUCAGGGAGGGAGUACAGUCAGUCAAAUACCUUCCAUCUCACCCACAGAGAAAGUUGCAACUGAUGCAAUGUCUAGACCAGGGGAAGAGGGUUCAACAGUCCGAACAGUAAACAUGUUUACAACCAGCCCACAAUCACAUACCUCUUCACUGACGACUACACAUACAAAAAGUCAAGUUCCACAGGAGAGUGAAAUAACAUCACAAACAUUACAAACAAAUGACACAGAUAAAGCAUCUAGUCCUGCCACAAGUGUGAUGGAAAAAACUUCCGUACUCUCCACUCCACAAGAGGAUGAAACAAAAACUACUUCCUCCUAUAAAUCCAUUGCAGCAACUGAUUCUCCAUUAUACAGUGCUAUUGAAAUUAUCAAGACGACAGUGGCCUCAUUUACUGAAUUUUUCAGUCAGUACUCAUCACAAAGUGCACCAGUAAUUACUGAAUUGCCUGAAGAGAAACAGGGUUCAAGUGAAGAAAUUGUCACAGGUGUCACAGAUAUGAAGGCUUCAACAGAUCAAACUUCCUGGUCUGUGCCCACCUCUGCUUCUUCUGUUAAACCCGCUGAGUCUCUUUCGACUGCAGUUGCAACUGUGGAAUUAUCAAGUGUAGCUGUGGACACUGCUCAAACACAGUCUUUUUCAGUGAAUCUUACAGAGACAGGUGCAUUGCAUUCUGGCACUGCUGGAGAGAUUGCAGAUGACCAGACACCACGGACAAUAAUAACAGAAGCUACAGUAUCACCUUCAGUGCUUAGCACAGAGAAAGCAGUUACAGGAACAAAACAAUAUGAACAAGUUCAUGGUUCAACCACAGCUGGCACCAUAGUCAGCUCGAAAGACUAUACAUUAUCACCUGACAUAUCAAAAAGUGACAUUACUAAAGGAACAACAAAGCCUUCAGAGUCUAAAAUAACAUUAAAGACAGAUACUUCUGAAAUGAGUAUGGCCCCAACUUCCCUCCCAUCAUGUAACACAGGCAGUGAAGUAACCAAAGAACAGACAGAAACAACAUUCAUUUCAAUGGAACCAGUAGCUAGUGGCGAAACAGACAUAGAUAUCAGCACAGUGCCAAGUUCAGUAGCAGAGGUGAGCUCUGAACGUCCAACAACUGCAUCGACUGUGUUUAGUAGUGAGAACACAACAUUAACAGUAUUGACCACAAUGUCUUCGGUCACAAAAACAGAGAUUCCAACAAUGACAGCAUCACUUGAAACCCAAACUGAUGAAGAGACCUCAGGUGAAGAGAGAACUAAGACAUUUAGCACAGACUAUACAUCUGUUCCAGCUUCAUCAUUGUUUAGCACUGAGAAUCUGACAGCACUGCCAGUUGAGAGGCAUGAAAGUGCUCUCACUGGACAUACAGAGAAAGCCUCAGUGACUUCAGUUGCAGAUACGGCAGAGGAAAGCUCUGUUCUCACUCCAAAAGAGGAAACCAUGUCCAUUCAGACCGCUUCUGUGACAGCUUCUCUCUACAGCUCUGAGCCACCAACAACAAAUAUAGCUGAGGAGACAGAAAGUGACAUGAAACAGGAGACAGAGAUGACCUCACACUCAGGGCCACCAUCUGAUUCUCCACUCUUAGAUGUGACAUCAAUAAGCUCAAUAACCAUGUCUCCAAGUGCGCUGUCUGUUACAAAAUCAACUGCUGUAGACGUUGAAGCUGAAGACAUUAGUAGCCAGCCCUCUGUUUAUGAUUCCAUUCCUUCCAUUGGUGGAUCAACUUUGAAACCUGAAUCAACAUCCUUCUUCAUUUCAACUGAAACAGAGAUGUCAAAAGACCACACCUUGGACUAUACUGCAGAAUCAUUUAUUGUAUCAACCACUGUCUCCUCCGUCACCAGAAAAGAUACACCAGCAGUGACACAGGCAAAAAAAAAUGAAUCAACUGAGAUCUCCAGCAAACACACCACAGUUCCAACAGGUUCCUCAUUAUUCAGCACAGAGACGCCAACAGCAGUUUCUGUUGAGAGACAUGACAGUUCUCCCACAGAUGAAACAGGAAAGACUUCACUUGCUGCUGUUACGGACAAAACAGAGCAAUCUUCUGUCAUUACAACCAUAGAUGUAGAUGGUUCAGGAGACCAAACCCCAGACAUGUUUACCUCAUCUGCUUCUGUCAGACCGACAUCUUCAUCUCUAUACAGCACUGAGGCACCAACAGUGCAGUCAUUUGGAACAGCAGACACACUUGAAACAGAAAAAUCUAUGAUCACAUCUCGUAGUAAAGAACCAUCAGUAUCCACAGUCUCUGAUGAGAAAGUGACAAGCCCUUCAACAGUGUCUCCAAGUGUGGCUUCUGUUAUGCCAUCAAGUAUUUCAGACAUUGAGGAUGACGGUAUUAGCAGUCAGUCUACAAUGGUGGAGUCUGUUCCUUCCACCAGUGGCUCAACCUUGAAACCUGAAACAGAAUCCUUUCUCAUUACCACUGAUGCAGAGGGUUCUGGAUACAGCACUGCUGAUUCUACUGAAGGCACAAGCAUCACAGCAACCUCUGUCUCAUCAUUGUCAACUACAUUAUCACCAUCAGUCACAGCAUCACAUACAUUUGACACAAGUGAUUCCUUAAUAACAGGUGUUACUUCAGCUUCUUCACUCUACAGUACAGAGAAACCAUCAUCAUUGUCUCCUUACACAAAUGAGACAAUUGCCACCAGUAAGUCUGAUGACGCAUCAGUGACACCAUAUGAGAGUUCUUCUUUGCCAAUAACAGAUGAAGAGAUCUCAGGCGAUGAGUCAACUGAGACCUCCAGCACAGUCUCUUCGUCUGCUACAGCUUCAUCAUUGUUUAGCACUGAGAAGACGACAGCACUGCCAGAUGAGGAGCUUGAAAGUGCUCUGACAGAACAGACAGAGAGAGUCUCAGUGACUUCAAUUACAGACGAGUCAGAGGACAGCUCUGUUCUCACUCCAGAAGAUGGAAACAUAUUCAUUCAGACAUCUCCUGUGACAUCUUCUCACUACAGCUCUGGGCCAUCAACAACAAAUAUACCGAUGGCAACAGGAAGUGAAAUCUCAGAGCAGACUCUGAUGACUUCACACUCAGAACAACCAUCUGUCUCUCCACUCUCUGAUGUUACAUCAAUUUCUGUGUCUCCAAGUUUGUCCUCCGUUCCAUCCUCGACUGCUGUAGACAUGGGGGGUGAAGAUCUUAGUAGCCAGCCCUCUGUUGAUGAUUCCAUUCCUUCCAUCAGUGGAUCAACUUUGAAACCUGAAUCAACAUCCUUCUUCACUUCAACUGAUACAUACAGCUCUGGAGACCACAGUUUGGACUAUACCACCGAAUCAUUUAUUGUAUCAACCACUGUCUCCCCCAUCACCAGAAAAGAUACACCAGCAAUGACACUGUCAAUUGAGACUGAAACAAGCGAUGAGUCUGAAACAGCCAUCACUGCAGCUUCAUCGUUCUACAGUACUGAGAUACCGACAUCAGUGUCUCUUGAUACUCAGGAAACUGUGACCACAAGUAAGUCUGAGGACGAUUCAACAUCAUUAGAUGAAAGUACAACAUUUUCAACAACAGAUGAAGAGAGUUCAGGUGACCUAACAACUGAGAUCUCCAGCAAACACACCACAAUUCCAACAGGUUCUUCAUUAUUCAGCACAGAGACGCCAGCAACAGUUUUGGUUGAGAGACUUGAAGGUUCUCUCACAGAUGAAACAGGAAAGACUUCAGUUUCUCCUGUUACAGGCAAAACAGAGCAAUAUUCUGUCAUUACACCAAUAGAUGUAGAUGGUUCAGGAGACCAAACUCCAGACAUGUUUACUUCAUCUGCUUCUGUCAGACCAACAUCUUCAUCUCUAUCCAGCACUGAGGCACCAACAGUGCAGUCACUUGGAACAGCAGACACACUUGAAACAGAAAAAUCUACGAUCACAUCUCGUAGUAAAGAACCAUCAGUAUCCACAGUCUCUGAUGAGAAAGUGACAAGCCCUUCAACAGUGUCUCCAAGUGUGGCUUCUGUUAUGCCAUCAAGUAUUUCAGACAUUGAGGAUGACGGUAUUAGCAGUCAGUCUACAAUGGUGGAGUCUGUUCCUUCCACCAGUGGCUCAACCUUGAAACCUGAAACAGAAUCCUUUCUCAUUACCACUGAUGCAGAGGGUUCUGGGUACAGCACUGCUGAUUCUACUGAAGGCACAAGCAUCACAGCAACCUCUGUCUCAUCAUUGUCAACUACAUUAUCACCAUCAGUCACAGCAUCACAUACAUUUGACACAAGUGAUUCCUUAAUAACAGGUGUUACUUCAGCUUCUUCACUCUACAGUACAGAGAAACCAACAUCAUUGUCUCCUUACACAAAUGAGACAAUUGCCACCAGUAAGUCUGAUGAAGCAUCAGUGACACCAUAUGAGAGUUCUUCUUUGCCAAUAACAGAUGAAGAGAUCUCAGGCGAUGAGUCAACUGAGACCUCCAGCACAGUCUCUUCGUCUGCUACAGCUUCAUCAUUGUUUAGCACUGAGAAGACGACAGCACUGCCAGAUGAGGAGCUUGAAAGUGCUCUGACAGAACAGACAGAGAGAGUCUCAGUGACUUCAAUUACAGACAAAUCAGAGGACAGCUCUGUUCUCACUCCAGAAGAUGGAAACAUAUUCAUUCAGAUGUCUCCUGUGACAUCUUCUCACUACAGCUCUGGGCCACCAACAACAAAUAUACCGAUGGCAGCGGGAAGUGAAGUCACAGAGCAGAAUCUGAUGACUUCACACUCAGAACAACCAUCUGUCUCUCCACUCUCUGAUGUUACAUCAAUUUCUGUGUCUCCAAGUUUGUCCUCCGUUCCAUCCUCGACUGCUGUAGACAUGGGGGGUGAAGAUCUUAGUAGCCAGCCCUCUGUUGAUGAUUCCAUUCCUUCCAUCAGUGGAUCAACUUUGAAACCUGAAUCAACAUCCUUCUUCACUUCAACUGAUACAUACAGCUCUGGAGACCAUAGUUUGGACUAUACCACCGAAUCAUUUAUUGUAUCAACCACUGUCUCCCCCAUCACCAGAAAAGAUACACCAGCAAUGACACUGUCAAUUGAGACUGAAACAAGCGAUGCGUCUCAAACAGCCAUCACUGCAGCUUCAUCGUUCUACAGUACUGAGAUACCAACAUCAGUGUCACUUGAUACUCAGGAGACUGUGACCACAAGUAAGUCUGAGGAAGAUUCAACAACGUUAGAUAAAAGUACAACAUUUUUAACAACAGAUGAAGAGAGUUCAGGUGACCUAACAACUGAGAUCUCCAGCAAACACACCACAAUUCCAACAGGUUCCUCAUUAUUCAGUACAGAGACGCCAGCAACAGUUUCUGUUGAGAAACAUGACAGUUCUCCCACAGAUGAAACAGGAAAAACUUCAGUUUCUGCUGUUACAGGCAAAACAGAGCAAUUUUCUGUCAUGACAACCAUAGAUGUAGAUGGCUCAGGAGACCAAACCCCAGACAUAUUUACCUCAUCUGCUUCUGUCAGACUGACAUCUUCAUCUCUAUACAGCACUGAGGCACCAAUAGUGCAGUCACUUGGAACAGCAGACACACUUGAAACAGAAAAAUCUACGAUCACAUCUCGUAGUAAAGAACCAUCAGUAUCCACAGUCUCUGAUGAGAAAGUGACAAGCCCUUCAACAGUGUCUCCAAGUGUGGCUUCUGUUAUGCCAUCAAGUAUUUCAGACAUUGAGGAUGACGGUAUUAGCAGUCAGUCUACAAUGGUGGAGUCUGUUCCUUCCAUCAGUGGCUCAACCUUGAAACCUGAAACAGAAUCCUUUCUCAUUACCACUGAUGCAGAGGGUUCUGGGUACAGCACUGCUGAUUCUACUGAAGGCACAAGCAUCACAGCAACCUCUGUCUCAUCAUUGUCAACUACAUUAUCACCAUCAGUCACAGCAUCACAUACAUUUGACACAAGUGAUUCCUUAAUAACAGGUGUUACUUCAGCUUCUUCACUCUACAGUACAGAGAAACCAACAUCAUUGUCUCCUUACACAAAUGAGACAAUUGCCACCAGUAAGUCUGAUGAAGCAUCAGUGACACCAUAUGAGAGUUCUUCUUUGCCAAUAACAGAUGAGGAGAUCUCGGGCGAUGAGUCAACUGAGACCUCCAGCACAGUCUCUUCGUCUGCUAUAGCUUCAUCAUUGUUUAGCACUGAGAAGACGACAGCACUGCCAGAUGAGGAGCUUGAAAGUGCUCUGACAGAACAGACAGAGAGAGUCUCAGUGACUUCAAUUACAGACAAAUCAGAGGACAGCUCUGUUCACACUCCAGAAGAUGGAAACAUAUUCAUUCAGAUGUCUCCUGUGACAUCUUCUCACUACAGCUCUGGGCCACCAACAACAAAUAUACCAAUGGCAGCGGGAAGUGAAGUCACAGAGCAGAAUCUGAUGACUUCACACUCAGAACAACCAUCUGUCUCUCCACUCUCUGAUGUUACAUCAAUUUCUGUGUCUCCAAGUUUGUCCUCCGUUCCAUCCUCGACUGCUGUAGACAUGGGGGGUGAAGAUCUUAGUAGCCAGCCCUCUGUUGAUGAUUCCAUUCCUUCCAUCAGUGGAUCAACUUUGAAACUUGAAUCAACAUCCUUCUUCACUUCAACUGAUACAUACAGCUCUGGAGACCAUAGUUUGGACUAUACCACCGAAUCAUUUAUUGUAUCAACCACUGUCUCCCCCAUCACCAGAAAAGAUACACCAGCAAUGACACUGUCAAUUGAGACUGAAACAAGCGAUGCGUCUCAAACAGCCAUCACUGCAGCUUCAUCGUUCUACAGUACUGAGAUACCGACAUCAGUGUCACUUGAUACUCAGGAGACUGUGACCACAAGUAAGUCUAAGGAAGAUUCAACAACGUUAGAUGAAAGUACAACAUUUUUAACAACAGAUGAAGAGAGUUCAAAUGACCUAACAACUGAGAUCUCCAGCAAACACACCACAAUUCCAACAGGUUCCUCAUUAUUCAGUACAGAGACGCCAGCAACAGUUUCUGUUGAGAAACAUGACAGUUCUCCCACAGAUGAAACAGGAAAAACUUCAGUUUCUGCUGUUACAGGCAAAACAGAGCAAUUUUCUGUCAUGACAACCAUAGAUGUAGAUGGCUCAGGAGACCAAACCCCAGACAUAUUUACCUCAUCUGCUUCUGUCAGACUGACAUCUUCAUCUCUAUACAGCACUGAGGCACCAACAGUGCAGUCACUUGGAACAGCAGACACACUUGAAACAGAAAAAUCUACAAUCACAUCUCAAAGUGAAGAACCAUCACUAUCCUCGGUCUCUGAUGAGAAAGUGACAAGCCCUUCAACAGUGUCUCCAAGCAUGGCUUCUGUUUUGCCAUCGAGUAUUUCAGACAUUGAGGAUGACGGUAUUAGCAGUCAGUCUACAAUGGUGGAGUCUGUUCCUUCCACCAGUGGCUCAACCUUGAAACCUGAAACAGAAUCCUUUCUCAUUACCACUGAUGCAGAGGGUUCUGGAUACAGCACUGCUGAUUCUACUGAAGGCACAAGCAUCACAGCAACCUCUGUCUCAUCAUUGUCAAGUACAUUAUCACCAUCAGUCACAGCAUCACAUACAUUUGACACAAGUGAUUCCCUGAUAACAGGUGUUACUUCAGCUUCUUCACUCUACAGUACAGAGAAACCAACAUCAUUGUCUCCUUACACAAAUGAGACAAUUGCCACCAGUAAGUCUGAUGAAGCAUCAGUGACACCAUAUGAGAGUUCUUCUUUGCCAAUAACAGAUGAAGAGAUCUCAGGCAAUGAGUCAACUGAGACCUCCAGCACAGUCUCUUCGUCUGCUACAGCUUCAUCAUUGUUUAGCACUGAGAAGACGACAGCACUGCCAGAUGAGGAGCUAAAAAGUGCUCUGACAGAACAGACAGAGAGAGUCUCAGUGACUUCAAUUACAGACGAGUCAGAGGACAGCUCUGUUCUCACUCCAGAAGAUGGAAACAUAUUCAUUCAGACAUCUCCUGUGACAUCUUCUCACUACAGCUCUGGGCCAUCAACAACAAAUAUACCGAUGGCAACAGGAAGUGAAAUCUCAGAGCAGACUCUGAUGACUUCACACUCAGAACAACCAUCUGUCUCUCCACUCUCUGAUGUUACAUCAAUUUCUGUGUCUCCAAGUUUGUCCUCCGUUCCAUCCUCGACUGCUGUAGACAUUGGGGGUGAAGAUCUUAGUAGCCAGCCCUCUGUUGAUGAUUCCAUUCCUUCCAUCAGUGGAUCAACUUUGAAACCUGAAUCAACAUCCUUCUUCACUUCAACUGAUACAUACAGCUCUGGAGACCACAGUUUGGACUAUACCACCGAAUCAUUUAUUGUAUCAACCACUGUCUCCCCCAUUACCAGAAAAGAUACACCAGCAAUGACACUGUCAAUUGAGACUGAAACAAGCGAUGAGUCUGAAACAGCCAUCACUGCAGCUUCAUCGUUCUACAGUACUGAGAUACCGACAUCAGUGUCUCUUGAUACUCAGGAAACUGUGACCACAAGUAAGUCUGAGGACGAUUCAACAUCAUUAGAUGAAAGUACAACAUUUUCAACAACAGAUGAAGAGAGUUCAGGUGACCUAACAACUGAGAUCUCCAGCAAACACACCACAAUUCCAACAGGUUCUUCAUUAUUCAGCACAGAGACGCCAGCAGCAGUUUUACUUGAGAAACAUGACAGUUCUCCCACAGAUGAAACAGGAAAGACUUCAGUUUCUCCUGUUACAGGCAAAACAGAGCAAUAUUCUGUCAUUACACCAAUAGAUGUAGAUGGUUCAGGAGACCAAACCCCAGACAUGUUUACUUCAUCUGCUUCUGUCAGACCGACAUCUUCAUCUCUAUCCAGCACUGAGGCACCAACAGUGCAGUCAUUUGGAACAGCAGACACACUUGAAACAGAAAAAUCUACGAUCACAUCUCGUAGUAAAGAACCAUCAGUAUCCACAGUCUCUGAUGAGAAAGUGACAAGCCCUUCAACAGUGUCUCCAAGUGUGGCUUCUGUUAUGCCAUCAAGUAUUUCAGACAUUGAGGAUGACGGUAUUAGCAGUCAGUCUACAAUGGUGGAGUCUGUUCCUUCCACCAGUGGCUCAACCUUGAAACCUGAAACAGAAUCCUUUCUCAUUACCACUGAUGCAGAGGGUUCUGGAUACAGCACUGCUGAUUCUACUGAAGGCACAAGCAUCACAGCAACCUCUGUCUCAUCAUUGUCAACUACAUUAUCACCAUCAGUCACAGCAUCACAUACAUUUGACACAAGUGAUUCCUUAAUAACAGGUGUUACUUCAGCUUCUUCACUCUACAGUACAGAGAAACCAACAUCAUUGUCUCCUUACACAAAUGAGACAAUUGCCACCAGUAAGUCUGAUGAAGCAUCAGUGACACCAUAUGAGAGUUCUUCUUUGCCAAUAACAGAUGAGGAGAUCUCAGGCGAUGAGUCAACUGAGACCUCCAGCACAGUCUCUUCGUCUGCUACAGCUUCAUCAUUGUUUAGCACUGAGAAGACGACAGCACUGCCAGAUGAGGAGCUUGAAAGUGCUCUGACAGAACAGACAGAGAGAGUCUCAGUGACUUCAAUUACAGACGAGUCAGAGGACAGCUCUGUUCUCACUCCAGAAGAUGGAAACAUAUUCAUUCAGACGUCUCCUGUGACAUCUUCUCACUACAGCUCUGGGCCAUCAACAACAAAUAUACCGAUGGCAACAGGAAGUGAAAUCUCAGAGCAGACUCUGAUGACUUCACACUCAGAACAACCAUCUGUCUCUCCACUCUCUGAUGUUACAUCAAUUUCUGUGUCUCCAAGUUUGUCCUCCGUUCCAUCCUCGACUGCUGUAGACAUGGGGGGUGAAGAUCUUAGUAGCCAGCCCUCUGUUGAUGAUUCCAUUCCUUCCAUCAGUGGAUCAACUUUGAAACCUGAAUCAACAUCCUUCUUCACUUCAACUGAUACAUACAGCUCUGGAGACCACAGUUUGGACUAUACCACCGAAUCAUUUAUUGUAUCAACCACUGUCUCCCCCAUCACCAGAAAAGAUACACCAGCAAUGACACUGUCAAUUGAGACUGAAACAAGCGAUGAGUCUGAAACAGCCAUCACUGCAGCUUCAUCGUUCUACAGUACUGAGAUACCGACAUCAGUGUCACUUGAUACUCAGGAAAAUGUGACCACAAGUAAGUCUGAGGUAGAUUCAACAACACCAGAGGAAAUUGCAACAUUUUCAACAACAGAUGAAGAGAGUUCAGGUGACCUAACAACUGAGAUCUCCAGCAAACACACCAUAAUUCCAACAGGUUCCUCAUUAUUCAGCACAGAGACGCCAGCAACAGUUUCUGUUGAGAAACAUGACAGUUCUCCCACAGAUGAAACAGGAAAAACUUCAGUUUCUGCUGUUACAGGCAAAACAGAGCAAUCUUCUGUCAUUACAACCAUAGAUGUAGAUGGUUCAGGAGACCAAACCCCAGACAUGUUUACCUCAUCUGCUUCUGUCAGACUGACAUCUUCAUCUCUAUACAGCACUGUGGUACCAACAGUGCAGUCACUUGGAACAGCAGACACACUUGAAACAGAAAAAUCUACAAUCACAUCUCAAAGUGAAGAACCAUCAGUAUCCUCGGUCUCUGAUGAGGAAGUGACAAGCCCUUCAACAGUGUCUCCAAGUGUGGCUUCUGUUAUGCUAUCAAGUAUUUCAGACAUUGAGGAUGACGGUAUUAGCAGUCAGUCUACAAUGGUGGAGUCUGUUCCUUCCAUCAGUGGCUCAACCUUGAAACCUGAAACAGAAUCCUUUCUCAUUACCACUGAUGCAGAGGGUUCUGGAUACAGCACUGCUGAUUCUACUGAAGGCACAAGCAUCACAGCAACCUCUGUCUCAUCAUUGUCAAGUACAUUAUCACCAUCAGUCACAGCAUCAAAUACAUUUGACACAAGUGAUUCCUUAAUAACAGGUGUUACUUCAGCUUCUUCACUCUACAGUACAGAGAAACCAUCAUCAUUGUCUCCUUACACAAAUGAGACAAUUGCCACCAGUAAGUCUGAUGAAGCAUCAGUGACACCAUAUGAGAGUUCUUCUUUACCAAUAACAGAUGAAGAGAUCUCAGGCGAUGAGUCAACUGAGACCUCCAGCACAGUCUCUUCGUCUGCUACAGCUUCAUCAUUGUUUAGCACUGAGAAGACGACAGCACUGCCAGAUGAGGAGCUUGAAAGUGCUCUGACAGAACAGACAGAGAGAGUCUCAAUGACUUCAAUUACAGACAAGUCAGAGGACAGCUCUGUUCUCACUCCAGAAGAUGGAAACAUAUUCAUUCAGAUGUCUCCUGUGACAUCUUCUCACUACAGCUCUGGGCCACCAAUAACAAAUAUACCGAUGGCAGCGGGAAGUGAAGUCACAGAGCAGACUCUGAUGACUUCACACUCAGAACAACCAUCUGUCUCUCCACUCUCUGAUGUUACAUCAAUUUCUGUGUCUCCAAGUUUGUCCUCCGUUCCAUCCUCGACUGCUGUAGACAUGGGGGGUGAAGAUCUUAGUAGCCAGCCCUCUGUUGAUGAUUCCAUUCCUUCCAUCAGUGGAUCAACUUUGAAACCUGAAUCAACAUCCUUUUUCACUUCAACUGAUACAUACAGCUCUGGAGACCACAGUUUGGACUAUACCACCGAAUCAUUUAUUGUAUCAACCACUGUCUCCCCCAUCACCAGAAAAGAUACACCAGCAAUGACACUGUCAAUUGAAACUGAAACAAGCGAUGAGUCUGAAACAGCCAUCACUGCAGCUUCAUCGUUCUACAGUACUGAGAUACCGACAUCAGUGUCUCUUGAUACUCAGGAAACUGUGACCACAAGUAAGUCUGAGGACGAUUCAACAUCAUUAGAUGAAAGUACAACAUUUUCAACAACAGAUGAAGAGAGUUCAGGUGACCUAACAACUGAGAUCUCCAGCAAACACACCAGAGUUCCAACAGGAUCCUCAUUAUUCAGCACAGAGACGCCAGCAACAGUUUUGGUUGAGAGACUUGACAGUUCUCCCACAAAUGAAACAGGAAAGACUUCAGUUUCUCCUGUUACAGGCAAAACAGAGCAAUAUUCUGUCAUUACACCAAUAGAUGUAGAUGGUUCAGGAGACCAAACCCCAGACAUGUUUACCUCAUCUGCUUCUGUCAGACCAACAUCUUCAUCUCUAUACAGCACUGAGGCACCAACAGUGCAGUCACUUGGAACAGUAGACACACUUGAAACAGAAAAAUCUACGAUCACAUCUCGUAGUGAAGAACCAUCAGUAUCCACAGUCUCUGAUGAGAAAGUGACAAGCCCUUCAACAGUGUCUCCAAGUGUGGCUUCUGUUAUGCCAUCGAGUAUUUCAGACAUUGAGGAUGACGGUAUUAGCAGUCAGUCUACAAUGGUGGAGUCUGUUCCUUCCAUCAGUGGCUCAACCUUGAAAUCUGAAACAGAAUCAUUUUUCAUUACCACUGAUGCAGAGAGUUCAGGAGACAGCACUGCUAAUUCCAAUAAAAUGUCAACAUCAACAGCUAUUUCAUCAACCUUCACCACAGAAUCAGUCUCAGUCACAGCAUCACACAUAUUUGACACAAAUGAGACCUCAAUGACAGCUUCUUCUGUUGUCAUCAAAGAGUCCUAUAGUGACUCAACUCAAGUACAGCCAGAUGAGGACGUCUACUAUAGUGGUAGCACAGAUUUCACAUCAGUUGAAUCUUCACCAAGCUUUUUGAAAGAAACUUUAAAGCCUACUAGCGCACCGUUUACCACUGACUUGAGUUCAUUGUUCACUGAUCAAGAGGAUUCAGCUGAUGUUUCCACCUCUCCUGAGAUUCCUGUCCAAACAACAGCAAGCACAGCUACUCCCAAGUCUUCUAUGUUUAGCACACAGAGGCCAAUAUUUACAACAUCACCAAAAACUGAAACAACAGAGGUCUUAAAAUCUCAAGUAACAGUGGCUUCUUCUCUCUUCAGUACAGAGAAAUUAACAUCAGUGCCACCAACUGCUUCCAGCCAACCUCACAGCCAAUAUGCAUUCUCUACAGCAGCAGAUGAAAGCCAGGUAGCUUUGACUCAGAGCACAUCACAGCAUGAUGUUGAAUCAUCAACCAAGUCCUCAUCUGAUUUCAUGUCUACAGAAGCUAUCCAAAUAUCUGCCACAACUGAGCUAAUGACAUCAUCAGUGUCUGACUCAGAAAGUGUGGAUUUCACUGAAACAGGGUACUCAGGAGAUGGCAUAUCUGCAUACACAGUUGAAACUUCCAUAGAGACACAAACAAUGGCUAAGGGACCCUCUCUGGUAUUAACAGCAUUAUCAACAAACACACAUAUUCCACCAAGUACAUCCCUAUUUUCUGAGGAAGCAACUUCAAGCAGUAGAGAAUUUGCAACUUCCACACCAAGUCCCUACACACUUGAAACCUCUCAACCUAUACCAAUUUGCAGAUUCACUGCAUUUACUACUGAGGAACCCUUUCCUGAUCCUGACAGGGAGAGCUCUGGUGGCUUCCCUGAAGAAGAUGAUUUGGAGUCAAGUCCAGAUGGAUCUGGUGCAGAGGUACCUAUUGAGACUACUAAAAAUCCCCAGGAUGAUUUUAGUGUUGCAACAGAUGAGACUGAAAUAGAUGAGACUAAGAGCACCACUACACAUGUUACCGAAGAAAUUAUGUCAUCAACCCAAUCUCCACACAUGACCACGACUGAGAGUUUCAUUACUGAGCAGGGCAGUGGAGUCUUCCCAGAUGAUUCUGCAGUUGAGGAUGAGGGUUCAGGCACCAACUUCAAUGUGUCAGCUACAUUUGUACCAGUCACAAGUUCUCCUGUGAUUUCCAUGACUCUAGCAGCUAUAGAACAAACUGACUUCACUCACAAAAUUAUUACAGAAAACCCCGAUACCUCCACAACUUCUUCUCUUUACAGCACUAAGAAACCAACAGCUGAAUCUCCUGAAACACUCACUUCAAAAGCGCCAACUUUGAGUAGUGCUCCUCCCUCAAUAUUUACUGAAGAAGGUGGUUCAGGUAACCAUACCACUGACAUAUUUACUAAAGUACAUGGUGCAGACUUUCUUAUGCUCAGCACAAUGAAACCAACAACAGCAACAACUCAUACAAGUGAAUCUACCAACACCACAAGGAGUAUAGCCUCUUCCCUUUUCAGUACAGAGAAACCUAAAACAACAACAGCAUUAUAUGAAAGUAGAACAUCUGGUACUGCAAAAUCUACUGUAACUGCAGCUUCUUCUCUCCAAAGCUCUGAAAGGCCAUCCAUUACAACAGAAUAUGCUUUUAUUGACACAUACCUGUCGACCACUGAUGAACCAGCAUUAAGUUCCAGUUUUACUUUGACAGAGGGAGAAAGUUCUGGUAACCAAACCAGUGAGUUGUUCACCUCAGAGCCAGCGGUGAUGCAAAGUGUCACAUUUGGAGAAGCGACAGGUGAAACUGAAACCUUUGUUUCAGUUGCACCAACCUCUGAUGAGCAGACUUCUUCACAAGAGAGUGAAAUUACUCUAGAUACAGGAAGCCCCAUUACUUCUGAAGCAACAGAGCAUCCUGUGACAAGCACUGGAAAAGAUGAAGUUGCUGUGGCAGAGCACAUAACACAAUCCUCCUAUACAGCGAUGUCCUCCCAUGCAACUGAAGCUUCAGUUAGUGAUCACACUGUUGUUGACUUUACCUCAACGAGCUCCAGUAGUGAACAUAGACAAGAUGAAGUUGCAUCAAUGUCCACUCCAAUUCCCACCAUUUUAUACCACAGUGUUACUGAUCAACAGGUUGUGAUCAUUACUCCCAGUAGCAGCCAAGCCAAUACAGACCUAACUGAACAAACACCUACCAUGGUCCUGCAUGGAUCUAAACCUUCAACCAGCACAUCCAUCAUAUUCACAGAGGGGCUAAAAGAUGAAGAAGAACUGUUUUCUGUAGCUUCAGACCUCAUGAAGGAAGACAGUCCCACUCCUGAGCUUAUCACCAUCGAUGAUAGAAUCAUUGAUGCAGAUGCUGUCUCAAUAGUUCCUUCUUCUUCAUUUUACCCAACCAUACAGACAGAAGAAGCUGGAGGUGUCACAGCAAUUACAAUGACACAAGGGUUGGAGGUAGCAGAAGAACCAGAGGGUUCAGGGACUGUUAGUGGCACCUUCCUCACUCCUACACAAAUAACUGCACAUGCAACUUCAGCGACUGGCUCAUCUUUAGCCUCAACAGCUUCACUAUCGCCUUCAAAAUCAUCACCUGUAGAAGGGGUUUCUACAAUAAAGUCAUCCAGUGAGGAGAAAGUCACAUUGUCACCACAGGCCACUCUAGCUACUGCCGUGUCUGCGAAGUCAAGCUCUGAAGAAAUCUUUGAUUUAACAACACCACAUACAAUUGUCUUUAUUGAGACUCAUACCAAACCAGACCCAGAGCUACCACAUGAUGAUUUGACUUUGGCUUCACAUACAUUAACAGCUGACAGAAGUUUUGUCACUCCAGUGUCCAGCGAGGAAUACAUGUCUAGCACUGCUGAAGAAGAAAAGUCCUUGACCUCCUCACCCACUGCCAUAACUACCACAGCCCAAACAACCACAGCUCAUGUCAUAAGUGAUGAAAUUUCAAGCUCAUCCAUUUUGACACAAACCACGGAACCUUCAGUUACUGUCAUGGUAUAUACACCAGUUUCCACUGAACUUGGCACAGUGAAAGCAACCAGUAAAGCAGCCGAUGAUGGUCAUCACUCUUCGGUGGAAACUUUGGAGAAAAUUUCAGCAUCCUCUGUGGAUGGAUGGACAGCAUCUGAAAUCCCAGUAACCUCUACAGUUUCUUCAAUGUUUAGUACAGUGACAGAGCCUGUGACACAGACAGCGGCUCCUCUACACAGUACAAUGAAAGUUGACCAAAUGCCAUCCACAGCAACAGUAUAUCCUUCCUACCACACUGAUAAAAUUUCAAUGGCAAGUAUCACAGAUGUUGCAGGUAUGGAAGGCUCUGGUGAUACUACAACUGAACUGUCUGAUUCAGUGACAUCUGAAACUGCUGAAACUCCAGUAUCCUUUCUGUUCAGCACAGACAAGCCCACUACAGUCACACAAAAGGAUGACAGUGAAACCACAGAUACAGAGAAAUUAUCAUUGUCAGAAUCCGUUUCAUUCCCUACCACAGGAGCAAUGUCAACCACAGCACAUGAAGAAUCCACCUUUAUGUCCACAGUUCCCUCUCCUCAAAGCACCACAGAACUUGAGGUCAUGGUUCAGUUUGCCACCACUUUUGCCCCAGAACCAGAUGCAACACAAUCUGAAAUGACCUUCCAACAGGCCAGAUCUGAGAUUACAUUCACUCAUCAUCCCCACAGUGACAUAUCCUCUGAGACAGCUGUGUUAGCCACAACCAGCCCAAUGUUACCUACUGAGGAGUCAAGCCAGGACUUAAACCCUAGUGAUACAGCUGAAGCACCAAGUCGAGCAUCUGUGACCAAAGAAGUUUCAACUGAUGCUGAACGUGGCUCGGACAGACACGGUGACAAUCAGGAAAUGUCUACUUCACCUCCUAUGAGAAUAGGCACACAGCCUUCUGAGGUUGAGUUGAUGACUCCAAAACUAGCUACUGACAAAUCUGUCAAACCUGAAGAUGAAGCUGUAAUUGCUGAGACAACAUCUUCCAGAGUCUCAAACUCAGUAGAAACAUCGGCACAGAGUUCAAGUGAACAGACUCUAGAGGAAAGAUCUUCUUCACCUUCAGUACAAGCAAAAAAUACUCCAUCUCCAACUGUGUCUUCACUAUUUAGCACUGAGACUCCACGGGUGGCUUCCACCUCAGAUGUUACUGAACAAGAGGCCUCUAAAGGGUGGAUAACUGGAUUUCCUCUUGAUCCUUCUCACUCAACCACUGAGAAAUUAACCUCAGUGUUACUGGAGACCUACACUUCAACUGAUCAAGAAGGCUCAAGUUACAAUGAGACAUCAUCAGAGAGUGAGGAAAUCACUACAUCAACAGAAAAAAAUCCAAUAAUUUCAACAGAUGAGGAUGGUUCAGGUGAAAAGGUGUCUAGUACCUUUGGUUCUGGCUCUGUCACUCCAAGUGUUUCAAUUCUGUCCAGUACUGUUAAGAUGAACAUUAUCACUAGCACUUCAUCGUCUCAGAUGGCAAGCACCCAAACCAAGAAGCCACAAUCAUCUACACUUGAACAAACCACAGGUCAGAAGUCACAUGAGACCUUCAUCGCUCAAGCUUAUGCAACACAAUCAACUGAUAUGACCAGCUUAGUUGAAUCACCAAAGGCAUCAACUUCUGUUGAGUCAGGACCAACAGAUCCUAAAAAUGAGGAGACACAAGAUGCAGACUUAACAAGCACCCAUCAACCCACUGGUGUUACAGGGCCUGCAGAAAUCUCUGCAAGCUCAGAGACAAAAAUAUUGGUCACCACAGUACCUGCUGAACACAUUUCCUCUGAGAUCAUUUCAAAUGUGCUCUUAGCAACAGCAUCAUCAUCAUCACAGCCUGAUGUUACGGUCCAGUUUGACACAACUGUGUCUCCUGUACAACCCCUAACAACCUUCCAGGAAUCAUUUGAGCAAGUCAAGUCAGAGAUCACACUAACACACCGCCCUCACACUGAUCUUUCUUCUCAGGAUGUAUUGCAGUCCACAACUCAUCCUAUGCUUCCAAGUCAUGAAACAAGCCAAGAUUCAAACUCAACAGCUGUACCUGCUGCUGAUUCUUCAGAGGACAGUAAUCAUGUCUCGAGUGGUGAGGGUACUGACCUUUCUCCAGAUACAGAUGUCCAAACCUUUCUACCUGACGAUUAUGAUGAUGACCCAGAUUAUGGAUCACCAGACCCCCAUAGAGUUGAAUCAAAACCUAACCCCGAUGUAAUGCCAGACAGAGAUGUAGUGGUCAUUACUACACCACCUGAUGUUUCUCCAACAUCUGAGAAUCCACCUUUUAAUUCAAUGAACAGUUCUGAAAGUGGUUCAGAAGAAAAUGCAACCAAGCCUCCUGUGGUAGCAGCAGCGAUCACUGUCAUGGCAUUAACUCCCAUCAAUACAGCAUCAAUCUCUAGCUCUGAGAGUGGUUCAGAAAGCACCAGCAGCUCAGAAGAAAGCACUGCCACAGCAAGCACUGUUAAACCGGAUGGUGAUGAGGUUGAGGAAAAUGGGCCUGUCAGUUCUGACACUGUAUCUGUUAGCUCUGAUAGUGUAUCCGGUGAAUUUAUGACUACAGAGAUACCAAAUAUCAACAGUAUGGGACAACAGACUCUGUCCAAAGAUGAAAUUCAGACUGUAUUCAAGGUGAAUGCCACAGCAUCUUCAAAGAUGGAGUCUGCUAGUGCUGAUAGCACCACUGAGGAAGAGGAAGUUGUGAGCAAAAUUAACACAGGUGUUUCUCUUCACACUGAAAGACCCCUAAGGACCAUUACAGAGUUCACAACAUCACCAGCUCAAGCACAGAGCCAGUUAGUGUUAGUUACACCUGUAGCCACCACACCAUUAUCUGUUACAAAAGAAGACGAUGAACUGGACAGUGAUUCAACGGCACCUUCAUCUAAUGUUGAAGGAAAACCACCAAUAAAAGCGGACACAACAACUGCCUCUCCUGAUACAAGACUUGAUUUGGGCCACACUGUUGUCGGCGAGACUGUUGAAAUUCCUGGAAUCCACUCAUGUACUGAGAACAUUUGUUUGAAUGGAGGAUCUUGCUUCAAGACUGGCAGUGUCCAAGCAUGUAGCUGUGCUCCUGGUUACACUGGUGAUAGAUGUGAAACAGAUAUUGAUGAGUGUCAAACAAACCCCUGCCGCAAUGGAGGAACAUGCGUUGAUGGGGUGGCUUUCUUCACAUGUGUGUGCCUCCCAAGCUAUUCUGGGCUGUACUGCGAGGAAGAUACAGAAAACUGUGACUAUGGCUGGCAUAAGUUUCAGGGGCACUGCUACAAGUACUUCCCCCAGAGGAGAAACUGGGACACAGCAGAGAGAGAGUGCCGCAUGCAGGGCGCUCAUCUUGCCAGCAUCUUGUCUCAUGAGGAGCAACAGUUUGUCAACCGUCUUGGACAGGACUACCAGUGGAUUGGCCUGAAUGAUAAGAUGUUUGACAGUGACUUCCGCUGGACUGAUGGCAGCACUAUGCAAUAUGAAAACUGGAGACCCAACCAGCCUGACAGUUUCUUCUCUUCUGGCGAGGACUGUGUGGUGAUGAUAUGGCAUGAGGACGGCCAGUGGAAUGAUGUUCCUUGCAACUAUCACCUCACCUUCACCUGCAAAAAGGGCACAGUGGCCUGUAGUCAACCUCCUUUGGUGGAGAAUGCUCGUACGUUUGGUAAAAAGCGUGACAGGUAUGAGAUUAACUCACUGUUGAGGUACCAGUGCCGGACAGGCUUUAUUCAGAGGCAUGUCCCAACUAUCCGCUGUCGUGGGGACGGACAGUGGGAUAGCCCUAAAAUCACCUGCAUGAACCCAUCGAGCUAUCAAAGGACCUUUAUCAGAAGACAUCAGCACAAUAGUCUUUACAGCGUCAACAACUUCAAAAAAUGGCAAGAUGAGGCCUUCCGCUUUCACCAUCAGCGCUACCGGUCAAGGAGAGACAGAACUGAAAAUAAGCGGAAGAGACAGUGAUUGCCGAAAAACAUGGCAGAGCUUCCCAGAGACGAGAACGCAUGCCUGAUGAUUGUGUGGAGAGAUGAAAAGGAAAAAAAGCACAAAAGAAAACUCAUCAAGAAACCAAGAGGAUAAUCUGCAGUUUUCUUGCAUUUUGGAUAACGAUGGAAUCUUAUGAAGUGCCUUUUAUGGAGAUGUUGACUUUUCUUAUCAAGGGCACUGUUUCACAACAAUGUCAAUGAGGAUUCAGAAACCUUUCAGCUGGCUACUGGAAAAGAAAAAAAAAUACUGUCGUCAUUUUUUUUUACAUUAAUUACUGUUGUUUAAUACCUUUAUACACCAGCUGUGCUAUUUAAAAUCACUGCAAGUGUCCCUUAUUCCUAGAAAGAAAACUGUUGUGAAAUUAUAGCGCUUAUGUUAUGUAAAGAAUUCAUUUAUGUUGUCAUGCUGUUUUAAGCUGGACUUCCUUUUAAUGAGCAUGCAUGCAUAUGCAUUAACAAUGAAGUCCUCAAACUUUUAACUGUUUAUUGUUCGUCAAGAGAUCCAAGUUUGGCUUCUCAGAGCACAAACGGAGGUGAUCACGCAAAGGGCUCAUACUGUAGUUUAUAUUAUUUAAACAUUGUAUCGCAUACAUAAAACUAUAAACUUUUAUACAGAUUCUUUCUCCAGUCUUCAAUCCUAAUCAACAGAGGCACCAAUCAUAUGCUGAAACAUGGUUUCAUAGCUUUGCUUUUGGUAGUAAUUCAGAUUCCGGAUGAAUAAUUCGCCCAAGUUUGAAGCUUCAGCAAAUCAAUCAGUCAUCAGCUGGAGGCUUUCUUUGUGGUGGCAGCUUUCAAAAUACAAAUGUCCACCUUUCAUCCUCUCCUGCUUUCAUUGGAUGUAAUCGAUGUCACGUUUAAUAUUUACAGAGAGAUUUCUACAGAGAGAAUCUUUAAAAUGUCAUUUCCUUUGUAUGGUACAAUUUAACAUGACAGAUUGCUCUCUAAGUACUUAUCGACAAUGAAUUUAUCCACAGAUGGAAAUUGAUCCAUGAACUAUUUUAAAAUGAAAGAAGGGAAGUGUGGCUCAAGUAGCCUGUAUUUUCUGCUCAUGUAUGUUCAGUGCAUAACUUACAAGUAGUUGCUGCAGCGUGUUUACAAUAACUGCAGUGCUGUUCGUAGUCUCACACCAAAGAAUCUUGCUCUCAUAUGUUGUGCUGUAGCCUUUGAUAGUUUUCUAACUAAUGAUCGUCUUCACUGAACUUUUGUGUUAUUGUAGUCUAUCAAAAUCACACAUUGAGAGAAUGUAUUUUGUGAAACACUCAAAAAGACUUGAACGUAACAGCUGUUUAGGCAGACAUGCAUAUAAUUUAUUUUCAAGCUGCUCUUGAUCUCCUUACUUGUUUCAUACUGAAAGGUAAAAUAUGAUGCUGUCACUUGGCUCAGCAGUGCUCUUCAUAUAUAUGUUAUGGUAUGUUCAACAGGAGACCAGCCACACUCACAGACUGUCUAAAUGGGAUGCAUUAAGGACGAAAAAUUACUCAAUAUGCAAGACAUCAAUUUAUUUUUUUUAUUUUUUACAUCUUUAAUGACAACAGUGGACCAAAGAACAUGGAGGGCCACUUCAGCAAUAGUCUGCAAUAAUUUUGCUCUGAAACAUUAACAAAACAUUUGUGGAUGGUAACAUAUUUCUCCAACAUUUUUUUUUUUUUUUAAUGGGGAAAUGUUUUGUUGUGCCUGUGAAUGUCUGUGUGUUUUUUUAGCCCUAAUGUGCACAUAAUAUCAUUUUAUAUUUAUAACAGUUUUUUAAAUUGUAUUUUACAAUGUGAAUGUCUGGGAUGUUUGUGAAUUAUUUUUUGAAAAAGAUCAAACUGUUUUUUUUUCCUGUUUUAAAUCACCAAAGAAAUAAAAAUAAAUAUAUGGUUAUUAUAUACUUAAAAGCAUUUAA
Molecule: messenger RNA, 31953 nt
Organism: Amphiprion ocellaris (clown anemonefish)
Lineage: Eukaryota; Metazoa; Chordata; Actinopteri; Pomacentridae
Gene: vcana
Product: versican a
Exons: 15
Coding region: 7084-30045 (7653 amino acids)
Biological process (GO): cell adhesion
Molecular function (GO): hyaluronic acid binding; calcium ion binding
Source: RefSeq, a predicted model, not a curated record